This is a messenger RNA of Trichobilharzia szidati, 1845 nucleotides long. NCBI's taxonomy places the organism in Eukaryota, Metazoa, Platyhelminthes, Trematoda, Strigeidida, Schistosomatidae. The record is from the annotation of a GenBank genome assembly.
GUUGCUUUGAAUUCGGAUUAAACGCGUCAUAUUUAAUUGGGUCUGUGUUGUCAGCCGAUUAACUUGCUGUCUGAAGUCAGUUCUGGCAUAAAUCUUCAAGCUGUCUAAGAUUUGAUAAUGCGUCGUAACUACAGUCUUCAACCGGAUAGAAAGAGUCGUCAGGCAAGACCAACGUCUGUUAUUGGACAAGAACAAAAUCCUGUAAAUCGUGAUGUGAAAUACAAAUCACAGAAUAACGAAUCGGUUGAAAGUUUAAUGCAAUUUUUAAUAAAUACAAACUACAACAGUCCUUCACCCGAGGCUUCAUCGACACUGAAUUCUAAAGAGAUAUUCUCAAUGUUUGAGCAUAUUGUUCGUCAAAUUGAUGAUACAUUUCGCAUUGAAGGUGGUGGGAUGAAAACAGAAGCAGUAUUUGUAAGUACUCUUAAGAAGUUUGGCUAUCCUAACCCUCUGAGUAAACUACAUCUAGUCGCACCUGGUGCUCCUCAGGCAUGGAAUUCCGUUGUAACCGCAAUGAUUUGGUUAAUAGAAGGCGUGGUGCAUGCGAAACAAUUCAGUGAAUUUGACAUUCCCGUUGCUGAAGGUGAUGGAAAUUCCAUUGAGAAAGCAACAGUCAACAAGUUUAUUCAUAAAUUGAAGUUAUCCUUGUUUAAGAGAAAACGCGGAGUCCCUAAUAUUACUGACUCUGUACUUCAGGGUCUGAAAUCAUCUAUCAGUAUAACACUGGGCGCUCCAAGUGAUGAAGAUAUGGAUAAAGCUCGUGAUCGAGCGAAUGAAAGAGACAGGGAGCUGAUGAGUUUGAAGAGUAACUGUAAUCAAGAAAAUGUGUUAAAAGGAGAAAUCGACGAAUUGAAUUCUAAGAUCCAAUUGUUGAAUGAAAAGAUGCAUAAUAUUGAACCUCAGAUAUGUAGCAUUAAGUCUAUGGAGAAUGAGUUAACGAAGAGUGUAAAAAACAUUGAGGUAGAAUUGCAAGAAAGUGAAUUGAAGUUGGCUGAAUUACGUGCAAAAUUAAAACAACAAGACGAUGCUGGCUAUGGAAAGUUGGGACAAGAGUAUCGUGUGCUGCGUGAACGUUUUGAGGCUAGAACACGUGUUAAAGAAGAGUUGUUAAAGGAAUUACAAGAAAAAGAAUUAGAUUACACUCGUCGUGAAGGUGUGAUUGCGCCAACCUUGGAUGAUUAUAAUCGUCUUGUGGGAACUUUGAGGUUACCUCAGUAUUCAGCCAUAUCUGAAAACUGUAAUUUAGAUAUAUGCACAUAUCGUAAAGGAUUUGAUGUUUCCAAAGAAAUACCCAGAUUAAUUGAAGCUGUCAAGCAUUGUACUGAUCAAUUUAAUAUGAUUAUAUCUGCUAAAGAAGAGAAAGUUCAGCAGUUGAUUGAUGAAGUAAAAACCCUUAAAGCAUCGAUUAACAAUUCUAAUUUGCCUGAUGCACAAGCCAAAUUGAUAGGACUGAAGAAUGAAUUGACUAAACUAGAUGAAUUAUUUUCAGAAAUUGAUAAUUCUGCUAAAAAGUCAGAAGAAGAAUUUAUUAAACUAUGCAGUGAGAAACAUGAACGCUUGGAAGAUUUAAAAAAACAAUUACGCGAAGAAGAAGAGCGAAAAACAGAAUUGAGUGAAAAGUUGGCUCGAAUAAUGGAAGAAAAGUUGAUGUGGGAUUCUCGCAUUGAAACAGUGAAUCAACAAUUAUCUGUCUUUGUACCGUAUAUUGAAUCUUACCUCAAAGCAAAAGAAUCAGCAGCUCGAUCUUGGCAAAUGCAGGUUCAUCUGUUACGUGAAGAAGUACAAACAACUGCUAAACACAUUGAAGAUAAAGUCAAAAGAGUUUUAGAAGAAGUUGGUGAAUAA